AUGAAAGGCUUCCGGCAGAGGGUUCAUGAGCAGCUUUCUCGUGCCAAGGACCCCAACAAGUCCUCAAAGUCGAAAAGUAAAGGCGAACCAAAAGAUGGAACCUCGUCGCCAUCAUGGAAAGAACCAGCCCAAUCAUCUCACGCAACUCCAAAUUCUUCGACUGCCGCACUUCAUGAUUUUCGAAAUAAACCACUUCCUCCCCAUGAUGGCAUCCCACUUCACCAUGGAACGCCCAGCUCUAACGCGCAUCGAAUAACUAACACAUCAGGUUCAAUUCACGGGAUGACUCCCGGUUCUGAACGUUUCUAUUCAGGAGGCGGCUUACUCAAUCUUGGAUCACCAGGAACACCUAUCAGACAUAGUCACAUGCCUCCCAGCGUAAUUGUUAGUCCAACAGGCACCCAUUUAUCUCUUCCAGGAGGUCUCGAGACCAUGCCUCAUGAUCUUGCUCCGCCCAAAGCUGGACAGAAAUCUACUAUGUUUGACCGCCUCCAGACCACCCCGAGAGAUGUUCCAGAAGGAAUCAGAACUCCUAAGAGACAACACUCUUCUAGAUUCGACAUAUCUCCACAGCGUGAGCUUGAGAAGCUACCAGGCUUUCACGAAGUACCACCAAACAGACGCCAGGAACUAUUCAUGCAGAAGAUUGACCAGUGCAACAUUCUGUUUGAUUUCAAUGACUCCAGUGGUGAUUUGAAAUCUAAAGAAAUCAAAAGAUUAGCCCUGCACGAACUUCUUGACUAUGUAACCAAUAAUAGACAAGUAAUAACAGAAGCUAUGUACCCGCGGGUUGUGGACAUGUUCAAUAAGAACUUAUUUAGACCUAUACCACCACCUAUGAAUCCUCAAGGCGAAGCAUUUGACCCAGAGGAAGAUGAACCUGUUCUCGAAGUUGCAUGGCCUCACAUACAAGUUGUCUACGAGUUUUUCUUACGCUUCAUCGAGAGCCCAGAUUUUAAUAUUAACAUCGCUAAGGCAUAUGUAGAUCACAGUUUUGUUUUACAGUUGCUUGAACUUUUUGACUCUGAAGACCCUCGUGAACGGGACUUCCUCAAAACCACGCUCCACAGAAUAUAUGGAAAAUUUCUUAAUCUCCGAUCCUAUAUACGGAGAUCGAUCAACUACGUCUUUUUUCAAUUUGUUUAUGAGACAGAGAGAUUCAACGGGAUUGCCGAGCUACUUGAAAUUCUGGGUUCGAUUAUUAAUGGCUUCGCGCUUCCACUAAAGGAAGAGCACAAGCUUUUUCUCACGAGGGUACUCCUACCCAUGCAUAAAGUAAGAAGUCUGAGCAUGUACCAUCCGCAACUGGCAUAUUGUAUUGUUCAGUUCCUAGAAAAGGAUUCAGCAUUAACGGAAGAGGUGGUGCUUGGGCUGCUUAGGUACUGGCCAAAAGUAAAUAGCACAAAAGAGGUUAUGUUCCUGAAUGAAGUGGAAGAUAUCUUUGAAGUCAUGGACCCUAAUCAGUUUACCAAGGUGCAUGAGCCUCUAUUUCAACAGCUCGCUAAGUCAGUUGCGAGCCCACAUUUCCAGGUUGCUGAGCGAGCUCUUUACUUCUGGAAUAACGAAUACUUCUGUAAUCUUGUUACCGAAAACGUUGGGACUAUACUUCCUAUAAUGUUUGCAUCUCUGUACGAAAACUCCAAAGACCAUUGGAAUCGAACUAUUCACGGUAUGGUUUAUAAUGCUAUGAAGCUCUUUAUGGAAAUAAGCCCUCAGCUAUUUGAUGACUGCUCGCAGUUCUAUACUGAACAACAAUAUAAUGCUGUAGCUCGCGAACAGGCCCGAGAAAAUAAAUGGAAGGUACUAGCAGAUCUAGCUUCUAGAAGUUCCGCUGAAAGUUCUGCACGGCCUGCGAAAGCAAAAAUUGAAAAUCUAGAUAUGCUGGAGGAAACACAGAGAGGAUUGGAUUCGCUUAAGUUACAGGACAGCGAACGUCGAGAGCGAAUACCCAUACAUGGUCGCCAAAGCUCAGAAAGUUCCUUCAAAAGUAAACGAUAA
Molecule: messenger RNA, 1998 nt
Organism: Blumeria graminis f. sp. triticale
Lineage: Eukaryota; Fungi; Ascomycota; Leotiomycetes; Helotiales; Erysiphaceae
Source: the annotation of a GenBank genome assembly